CCCCUCUUCAUUCUCACUUCUCUCAAAUUGUGAAAGGCUGUGUACCAAAAUUCAACAGCCUUUCACAAAAAAAAAAUGACGAGAAAAUAUAUGAAUCCUAUUUUGCGAAAAGUCCCAGAUUUUCUAAAAAUCUCGGUUUUCCUAGCGAAAACCGUGAAAAAACCGAUUCUUCCGAGGCUUAUUGCUUUCAAGAAUUCGAGAAAACACAAGAAAGUGAGUCUGCUUCAGCAUUAUGGCUAUGGAUACGUUAAGGAGUACCAAUUCUCUCCGUCUCGCUCACCGCUUAUGAGUUAUUACAAGAGAAAGCAGUACAAGAAGAGGAGUUACAAAGAAAUGUGUUCUGUUUUGUACGUGUACAAUUGUUUAGGGAAGUUUGAAGAGGAUCACAGGGCUGAUGAAAUUUGUGAUUACUCGAUGGAUUUAAAUUUGAGGGCUUUGCCUGAGAAAGAAGCGAUGGAAUACGCAGAAUCGGGCGGCGAAGAGGAGGAGGAGGAGGAUUCUGUUGAUGAGAGGGCUGAGAGAUUCAUUGAGAGAUUUUAUGAAGAAAUAAGAUUGCAGAAGAAAGAACCGUUUUUGCAGCUUGGUGGGAUUAAUUAAGUGUAUUCGAAGGGUUGAUUUUUGUUUUGUAUUUAACAAAUAUUUUGUAUUAUUGUUUUUGUGUUGUUCUCCCCAUGUUAAUUUUGAAAUUUGGGGAGUAUAUUUCUCUUUGGUGUUUCAAUAUUAUUUUGAUUUCUUUUUUCUUAAAAUGCAAGAAAUGUUUUUGUUUGUUAUCA
This is a messenger RNA of Daucus carota subsp. sativus, 773 nucleotides long. RefSeq lists its product as uncharacterized. Lineage: Eukaryota; Viridiplantae; Streptophyta; Magnoliopsida; Apiales; Apiaceae. The coding region runs from base 76 to 597 and encodes 173 amino acids. The record is from RefSeq and is a predicted model, not a curated record. The transcript has a single exon.